Messenger RNA from Drosophila nasuta, 447 nucleotides. RefSeq lists its product as uncharacterized. NCBI's taxonomy places the organism in Eukaryota, Metazoa, Arthropoda, Insecta, Diptera, Drosophilidae. The transcript is spliced from 2 exons. The record is from RefSeq and is a predicted model, not a curated record. The coding region runs from base 1 to 447 and encodes 148 amino acids.
AUGAGGAAACUCCAAGUGUUUAUCGGCUGGUUUCAAGCAUUAAAUGGAAUUACCGAAUAUUAUCCCGAUGCCCAAACAGGAAGUUUGAAGAGAUCGAAGUAUAUGAAGUUUUACAUUAUUUUUCACAACCUGCUGACGUUGUCUGGAACAUCUUUGCUUUUCAAUGAUCUACUUGCAAAGAGAUCAUCUGCAGUAUACGCAGUACAUUCACAUUGGAUAACAUAUGCAGCAAUGUUCUAUACAAUUGUUAAGAUCUUAGUUAUAUUUCUAACACUUCACAGUGUCUUGGUUAUCAAUUUAAUUUGCUUGCAACUAAGUUGCCAGAGCACAGAGAUUCACGUUUUUGGCGUGUUUACUCUCAACAAACGCUUAUGGUUCGUUGUCAUAACAGAGGUUCUCUUGAACAUAAUUUACAUGGUCCAAAACGAUUAUCAUUUUUUCAUGUAA